Molecule: messenger RNA, 5778 nt
Organism: Anolis sagrei ordinatus
Lineage: Eukaryota; Metazoa; Chordata; Lepidosauria; Squamata; Anolidae
Gene: CEP164
Product: centrosomal protein 164
Biological process (GO): cilium assembly
Cellular component (GO): centrosome; ciliary transition fiber; centriole
Molecular function (GO): protein binding
Source: RefSeq, a predicted model, not a curated record
UUCCGGCGGGAGGAGAGGCGGCAUGGCGGGCCCGGCGGGGGCGGCGGCGGCGGCGCUGCGGAUCGGGGACCAGCUCAUCCUGGAGGAGGACUACGACGAGGCCUACAUCCCCAGCCACAGAGAGAUCCAGGAGUUCGCGCGCGUGAUCGGGAUCGACCCGGAGGCCGAGCCGGAGCUGCUGUGGCUGGCACGGGAGGGCAUCGUGGCCCCGCUGCCCGCAGAGUGGAAGCCCUGCCAGGACGUGACGGGGGACAUCUACUACUUCAACUUCGCCACCGGCCAGUCCAGCUGGGACCAUCCCUGCGAUGAACGCUACCGGCAGCUCGUGGCCCAGGAGCGGGAGCGGCGCCUGGACCCCGGGGGAGGGGGAGGGGGAGGAGGGGGAGGCGGUCUCCAAAAGAGACCCGGAAAACAGCGCAAGAAGGACAAGCGGAAGAAGAAGGGCGAGGAAAUACUGCUGCUGAAGCGGGAGGUGCAGUCGGAGUCAGGUCUCCUUCCCUCGGCCUCCUUCUACAGAACGCUCUCGCCGGCCUCCUCCUCGGGCAGGGCCAGCCCCGACCUCGAGCCGCAGGGCAGCCUGACCGCGAGGCAGGAGCCCUUCCUGAGGGGCCCGAAGGGGAGAUCCCCUGCGGUGCCUCUGGAGCCCAGCGACCCUUUGAGGCUCCUCCCGGCCGGUGCCUCGGGCAAACUGCAGCCACUCUCGCUAGCCAAGCCUAGCCGCACACACCAGAUCCUUGCGGACGUUGAGAAGAUCCUGGGAAGAGCUUCGUCGUCCGCCGGCAAGCACGAUGCCGGCCAUCCGCCCCGACAAGACGCCGCCGCAGAGGUCCGGUGUGCGGCCGCCGGCGCCUUUUCAGACUCGGAGCUCGAAGACACUGAGAGCCCCCAUGGUGCACAGCGUCACUUCCGGACCGUGAAAGAGCCUCUCCGUGGGGCUCCAGCUGACGACCAUUCACUGGGCACGGAGUCACCCCCAAGGGGAGGCCUCUUGCUGGAGGUUGUGACUCUGGGCAAAGAGCAAGGGGACAUCAGUGCCCUCGAAGGUCACAGCCCUGUUGAUGCCCUCUCGGGAGAGAGAGAUGGGAGCCUCCGGCCUGCUGUGGCCGCGGAAGUCCCGACCGCUCGCUCUGUGGCUUCCCUCCAGCCCAGCAGCGCCCAGGACGAAGACGGGGUCUCCCACCCUCUGGGGAAUGGGCUACGGCUGCUUGACGGAAGGAGGAGGAAAGGACUCCCAGAGCAACGCCAGGCCACAGAACACAGCAGGAGUGGAAGGGAGGCUGGGGAGCAGGGGGCGGCCCCGGUUGCAGGCUCCGGACUGCGAGUGGAGGCUGAGGCUGGAGCGCGGGCCAGUCCUGAGCCCUUUCCCAGCACCAAGGCGGACUCCGGUGGCGGCAGCGUGGGCAGCAGCCUGGUGGACCACUUGGCCUCCCAGGUCCUGGGUGAGGUGGACAACUUCUCCUGGGACCUGCAGAGCUCCCACGACACCGACCGCCCUGCAGAUCCCACGGCCAAGAGGCCCUUCCUGCAAGCCCUUCAUUCGCAGACCCACAGCUCCUCGGAGGACCUCUCCGAAAGCGAGUGCUACUCCGAGGACCAGAAGUUCCACCGGCACAUGCUGCACAUGGUCAAGAGGUCGCGGAGGGCAAAGCACCCCGUGGCCAAACCCUUUAGCCAGUCGCCUGGCGCCGCUCAGGAAGACUCUGGGGAAGCUGCGGUCUCUGAGACUGGGAGUCCAAGAGGGCCGCCCUCUGCUGCGGAGGACCCAGGAGAAAGGGAGCCCUCGCUCACGGAGAAGGGCAGCCGGACUGCAUUUGCACCGCAAGGAGAGAAAGGCGAAGAGCCUGACAGCUGCAGAAGAGGUGUGUGUGAAUUGGUGGCCCAGGAAAAAGCAGCAGAAGCAGCCUCUGCCUUGGACCUGUUGCUGUCCGACAACAGUGUGGAGAAGGAAGACGAUAGCAUCAGUGAGGGCCCGCGGCGAGGAGCCCGGCUCCUCAGGAAUCUCCACGUGGAUGUCAGUGCCCUGGGCUCUGGCUCCGACGAUGAGGGAGAAGUCUGGCUGCCCGGAGAGGAAGCAGGACGCACGGAAGGCGGCCUGGAAGAGGGCCGGAGCCAGGGGUCGGUUGAGGCACCUGAAAGAAAUGCUGAGUCUGAGGUCAAAUUAAUGAUACCCCGGAAAGAAGAGGGCUCCGCAGAAAACGAAGUGGAGGAAGCUUCCGCUAGCAAAGGACAGGCCUUGUCUUUGCAACACGCAAAACAAGCUGCGAUCCAGCGCUUCCCGGAACAGCUGCGGCAAGAAGAGGAGGAAGAGACUCAGGGGUUCCAUCAGCAGAAGGAGGAGGCCCUUCAAUCCCUGAAAUGUGAGCUGGAGAAUGCCAGACGGGAAGAGGAGCUGGACCUGCGGGAGAAGGCUCUUCAGGAGCUGGAGGCACUCCGUACCCAAAUCUCUUCUGAAACGGAGGCAGAGAAGGAGAGGCUCAGGGAGGAACUGGAGUCCCUUCGGCGGUUGGAGGAGCAGGCGCUGAGGGAGGAGGCGCGCCUUUCCCUGGAACGGAUGAAGCGAGAGGCGGAGGCUGCUCAGGAGGCCCAGGAGGCAGAGCUGGAGCAGGACCUCCAGAAAGCCGUGAGCGAGCGGAAGGAGAGACUGCGCCAGGAAAAGGAGGCGGCCCUACAACAACUAGAAGCCCAGUUUGCCGCAGAGACUGAGCAGCAGAGAGCAGCGGCCCAGGAAGUGCACGAGAAGGCCCUCUCUGCGCUCCAAAGGCAGAUAGCGGAGGCUCAGCAAAAGGCAGAGGCAGAAUUGCAGGAGGAGCUGGAAUGCGCAGAGCAACAAGUGCAGCGGAAAAGGCAUCAAGUGGCAGAAUAUGACCGAGAGCUCAGUGAUCUCCUGAGGGAGAAGCGGCAGGAAGUGGAGCGGGAUCACACGAAGCGGCUGGAGAAGGCGCAGGAGGCACACCGGGAGGCCCUGGCAGAGAUCCAGGUGCAGCACCAAGAGGAGGAGAGGAGGCGGCGGGAGGAACUGCAGAGCCAGCUUCAGGAGGAGCGGGAGCACCUGAGAGCCAGCCACGAAGCUGAGGUGGAAGCCUUGCGGAGGAAGCACGCCGAGCAGUUGAGGGACCUGUGCAGGAGCCAAAAGGAAGAGGAGGAAAAGACGGCCUUGGAAAGGGAGCUCCGAGUUCAGGAGGUGCAGGCAAAAGCUGCCCAGCUCCAGGCCCAGGAAGAGGCCUGGAAGAGAAGGAAACAGCAGCUCUUGGAGGAGGAGAAGCAACUGGAGCAACAGAGGAAGGAAGCGGCUUUGGUUCUUGAGGAGUCUCGGAAGGAGCAGGAGAGCCUUGCGGAGACUGUGCGGCAGCUGCUGCAAGAAGUGGCAGAGAUCCAGGAGCAGAAAGCAGCGCUGGGCUCCCAGGUGGAGCAGCUGCGGAAGGAGGCCAGUGAACUUGAGGAGGCCGCCAAGGGCAAGCAGGGACUGCUGAGUCCAGGUGAAGGGGGCAGCCCCAAACCCUCCCCAAAGGAGGAGGAAGAGGAGGAGCUCAGGCUGGAGGACCUGCAAGACAGCAGCUCAGUGGCUUCCCCCAGAGAGAUGGAAUGCAAAGCUCCAAAGGACAAUGAGGAGAGCAACGGCCUCCUGGAUCAGGUCCGGCACUACAUUUCUGCAGAAGGGUCCUCCUUGAAGACCACCAAAGAGUUCUUGGUGCGCCAGACACACUCUAUGCGGAAAAGGCAGACGGUCCUGAGGGCGGCCAAGCAACACUGGAGCCACGACCUGCAGGAUCCGGGCCGCUCUCAGGUGCUGGAGGGAGUGCGCAGGAGCCUGGAAGAGGAAGCCAGGCAGUUGGAGGAGGUGAGGUCUGCGGUGCGGAAGGGCCAGGCUCUGUUGAGGAAGAAGGAGGAGCGGCUGGCCCAGCUGGAGUCCUCCCUGAUGGAAGAGUUCUCCGAUGAAGAUACGCUCAAAGGAGGGGCGUGCAAGAAGGUGGUGACCUUCGACCUCAGUGAUUCCGAAGACACAAGCAGCCUGCUGAGCGCCAAUGGCUCUUCCCACAAAACGCUUGGCCUGAAACCGGAGCUUCGCUUGCCCCCCUUGGACAAGAUCCAGUGCCUGACCGACUCCUUGCAGCGCAUCACCAGCGAGCUGAACAGGGUGCUGGGCCUCCUGAGCACCUUCAGCGCCCAGCAGCCCUUGCCCAUCGCGCCCGGCAGGGGCCCGGCCUCCCCACUGCCCAAGGAGGGUGCUCCCUUGGCCGCUUACCCCUCCCUGCCCCGCACUUCUGCCGGGCCCCACUGGGCCUGGGGCAUCUCCUCAGCCCCUGCUGCUCCCUCCUUUGCUCCGGCCGGCCAGUCGGUGGACAACAUGUUGACGGAGAAGUGGCGCAAGUAUUUCCCAGGUGUCUUCCCCUUGCCCCGUGGGGGUCCCGGCACCCUGAGUGGCAAGCUGUCUUUGGUGACGCCCGACGACCCCCUGCGCCUGUUCCCGCAGCCCCCUUUCCGUGGCUCUGAGGCCGAGAAGCAGAACAUCCAGGGCAUGAUCGAUGCCAACAGGAAGUGGCUGGAGAGCGUCAAGCAGGACUCCCGGGCGCCCCUCCUGCCGAGCGGGCCCAAGUCCCCCCUUGGGGCCCAUCCUGGCGUGGUGCAGCUCGGCCUGGACGAGAACAACCAGAUCAAAGCCUACCAUUUCUAGCAGAGGGGGCCGCUCCUCCUCCCAAGCAGCAGCGCCCGCUUGCUCCCCACUUGGCUGGCAAUACAUGGCAUUCCUUCCUCUGAGGCGGCCUCCGUGAAUGCUUCCUCGGGCCCCAGAGCCCUCUUCCGGGUCCUGGUUUGGGGAGCAGUCGGGGCAACAGUGCAAGCAGCCCCUGCGCUCAUUUCCCAGUGCCUUCAAAGGCAGCCUUUCUGGGGUGCCCAAGACGCAUGUCCAUGCGCAUGGAUGGUGGUAGCGGGUUCAAGUGCUGGCCUUAGGGCUGAGAGCCUUGAUUGUGUCAUUCACAUUUCCUGUUUGCUGAAAACAGGCUUUGUUUGGGGCAGGAGGAGCUUUUGGACUUGGCUUUGCUCAGCUACGAUGCCCAGUGGCAAAUGCAGGGACUGGGAAGCAGAGAGCAUGGGGCCCAGAGCCUGUGGGGCCACUCUUUAGUCAAAUCCCCAGUCUUGUCCCAGUCUCCAAAGUUCUCUUUUGAGCUCAGGUCCCUUCACCUUGCACUACAAAGAGUGGUUUGGGCUGGCAGGGGGUAUUGGUUUGCCUGCCCAAGGGUGCCCUGUGGUGCUUACGGGAAGCAGAGAGCAUGGGGCCCAGAGCCUGUGGGGCCACUCUUUAGUCAAAUCUCCAGUCUUGUCCCAGUCUCCAAAGUUCUCUUUUGAGCUCAGGUCCCUUCACCUUGCACUACAUAGAGCUGGUUGGGCUGGCAGGGGGUGUCGGUUUGCCUGCCCAAGGGUGCCCUGUGGUGCUUACGGUGGCACAAGUGGCCCCAAGAUGCAGGAAGGGCCCUCCAUUCUGCUGGCAGGACAACGAGGGUCUUCCGCCAGACAGCCUGCCUUCCCUCUUCAACCUCUUUGAGGGCGACCCAGUCUCAGGGGGGCAGACCCUGGCUUCUGAGUCCCUGGAAGGGCAGUGGCGUUUGGGGCACUCUCUGCACCGGCUGUCCAUCAUCAUCAUCAACAUUGUCUCCAAACAGCGUUGCCCUCUCUAUCUGUCUGAUCUCGUGGAAAAGCAGCAGGAGGGAUGGGAAAUGACUGAGGUGGGACGGAGUGUGCCUUUGGCUGCGUUUUGCAUAUCAAAUAAAGCUACUUUUUGUA